Blumeria graminis f. sp. triticale is the source of this 1056-nucleotide messenger RNA. NCBI's taxonomy places the organism in Eukaryota, Fungi, Ascomycota, Leotiomycetes, Helotiales, Erysiphaceae. The record is from the annotation of a GenBank genome assembly.
AUGCGCUGUCUAUACGCAUUCCUUUUGAUACCUCGAGAAGGUCUAGAGAGUACAAAGCGGUUGGCUAUAGUUAAAGCUGGACCUAUAGGCGCAUACUACGAUGUUUUUAAGCCUGAAUCUGACCAAUAUUUUCCAGUUGUUGACUCGGGAACGGGAAUAAAAACGACGCAAGGCGAUAUCACAGGGCCCGGCACAUACGCAAGGGCGUAUUGUUCCCAUAAUUUGUCAAGAAAUAAUCUGAUAAAACAUGUAACUAAAGGUCUAAAAAGUGCUUAUGAUAAUACUCAUAUGGGGCUUGGUGGUGCCGAUAAGGCGGCGGAAGAUUGUCUGGGUUUGCUCGAAAAUUUAUCGCAUCAGACAGAGGAGUCAUCACAGAAAUAUGUAUCACCUGCUGGGUAUACACGACUUAGUUCUUCCGAUCCGUCUGAUCCGUCUGAUCCGUCUGCGCGAAAAAAGAAAUCUCGUAGUCUCCUCGGAAUCUCGUCACAUUGGUUAGAGAAGCCACCUAAAAUACUACUCUCGAAAAUACAUGAAAUGAAAGUUUGUUCGGAUUUGGGUCUAAUUAGUCUCGCCUAUCAAAAAAAGAUUAAGAUAACAGGCCUUUAUCGCCAUUUUGCGCCGGAACACUCCAAGGGAGGUUAUGAGGUGGAAUUUGACAAACUAGUGGACAUAAGUAAUAUCGUCUUUCCAGGCCAAAUGAUGGCACUUUUCGUACACGAGGCUCAGCUCUACGCCGUUGCAUGGUAUAUGGGUCAUCUACAUGUAUUCGUAAAAGAUGGUUCAAACUCCCCAUGGUGGCCAGAAACGUUCAUUGGAUCAGAAAAGAUAAGUGGGGAUAAGAUAACUCUCUUCAUCUCCAACCAUUACAAAGUGCUUAAUCCCGUGAUGAGAAUUGUUCAUGAAUUUAAAUGUUAUGAAAACAAUCUUGAAUGUUGUUUUAUGAACUGCUUUAGAGGCACAAAGGCGUUUCAACAAGAAAGCAACCGACUUAUCAGUGAUAUCGCAUCUCUGAAUUUGAAAAAAAUUCCCGAAAUGAAUCAAGCCAUCACUGUGUAA